Echinostoma caproni is the source of this 2463-nucleotide messenger RNA. The record is from the annotation of a GenBank genome assembly. NCBI's taxonomy places the organism in Eukaryota, Metazoa, Platyhelminthes, Trematoda, Plagiorchiida, Echinostomatidae.
AUGCUGACCCUGAUGCGAACUCUUGAGCAAGAAUUUCGCCAAAAUCGUCGAUUGAGAAUGCUCCGUGCUACCGGUCACUGUUCAGCCGUCAUUGCCAGCCCCCUGUUUGACAGAUGUAAAGAAAUUCAAAAAGUAUUGGAAAAUUCAAAACCGUUGGACAAUUUGGAAAAAUUGAUGACCAAAUACGCCAUACCUAGACCAUCGUGUGGACUACCCCCGUAUAGUCCGAAACUCACUUUGACCAGAUUGGAACAAAUUUAUCCCCGGUUAGCUCCGGAAAGAUUCUACACCGUUCAACUGCCUGAAAAUCAUCCGAGUUUCGAUCAGCGACGUGCCGGUCUCAUCCUCCGACAACACUUAUCGAACGGGCAAAUCAAAGCACUGUUUAUUGCAGGCACAGAACAAAACAGUCCGGCCAAUCGACACUCGACGACGGUUCUGAUCGUUUAUCAUGUGGCUCGCCAGAAAGUGAUUCAGCCCCCGGCUUGGGGUCUCCGAAUCGAAUCCAUGCAUAGGCACGCAUUAAAUUUGAGAUGCGGGGAUCGACUGGUUGCCAUUUCUGGGUUUCCGUUGAAUUGGCGUACCCUGGAAUUACACCGAUUUGGUUUGUUGGAUGCUGAAGAACUCAAAGGUCUUCAGUUCAACGCGAAUCUGCAUGAUUUGGCACGUCAUCUGUUGGACGAACCUUAUCGACUGGAUCGUUAUGGUUCUGAUCCUAAAAUCAAUAGGGCAAAACCUUUGUUGGUGUUGAUUAGUCGAAAAAAGAAUGUUGAAUUGCAUGGAAAGCGUGGCAGCGAUGGCUCAAUCACUCAUAGCUCUAAACCUGACAAGACUGGUACCUCAAAAGACACAUGCGACGUCCUGUAUCGUGAAACAGUUCUUGACGCCUCGAAUCCAGAUUCCGGUCUUGGAUUGCAACUGGGAUUUGAUGAGGAUGCAAAUGGUGUUUACAUUGUUUCAAUAUUUCCCAACAGUCAAGCUGCAGUGGAUGGAAUUCUACGAGAAGGUGAUCGUAUUACCGAGAUCAACUAUGAUGGGAUUGAAAGAAUGGAUCCGCGGGAAGCGUUGAAAAAAAUCAAAUCAAUCUGUCAGAAAACCUCAUUUGUUCAGCUGAAAGUGGCUCGACCUGUACACGAUUUGGAUGAUCAUCCGGUCCAGUUGUUAGCACCCGAGUAUGACAUCUCCAACUCCACAUGCGGUCUAGGCCUCAGUUUGGAAGGGACAAUGGAACAGGAAGAGGGCGAUUUAAAUCCUGUUCCGCAUCACUACAUUGUUGAUUUGACUCCAAAAGGACCAGUCGAACGUCUGGGCAUUUUGAAAGCGGAGGAUGAACUGCUUGAGAUCAACGAUCAAAUUCUCUAUGGCGAAGACCAUCUUAAAGUUGCCCGAAUACUGCACAACAUAAAUCUCACAGGUUAUCUGAUUUGUGCUCGAUAUCAACGCGUGGAUUUCCCGAUCACCUCAUUGGAAGACCAUCCGGAAGAAACAAAGCACCAAGCAGAACAGACUUCUCCGCGCAUCCGGCAAUCCGAUGUCGACUCGAUUUAUUUCUCUCAACCGGUCGCGUGUCCGGUGAGAAAACGGUCCAUUGGAGUGGAUGAGGCUCUCCCGAAUGCGGGGAAAGAAGACGGAAAGGAUCAGGAACAUGUUUUGGUUGAAUACGGUUCGGAAGACAAUUCGGAUGUAGACAGAAAUCCCACACCGUCAAAGGUGAUUUUUGCUCGGUCGAUUCAUCGAUCAGAUGACGAAGGGACUGAAUCAUCCAAUCAGUUGACAGUGUUGCGAAUCAACCAGGAAACGGAGGCAUCCGAGGAAAUUCAGUUAACUCGUUUCCCCGAUCCUGGACACGAUCCCGAGGCGGAAGAUAAAACAAGUGUGGAUGGCCCGCUGUACACACCAGGCUAUUCACGUUUACCAAUGCCCGCGAGACUUGCCCGUCUGUCUGACGAGAUCCCUCAAAAACAACAAAAACAACAUCAACAUCGUGUACCUAUACACCAUCGAUCGACGGCCAGCAGUUUGAACCGAGUAGAAGUGACCGCGGCCACGCGUUCACAAUCCAUGGAUGCGAUAUAUCAACCGGACAAGAAUUGUCUCCGUCUAACGUUGACGAAAUCGGCUGGCGAAUUUCUGGGCAAGUACAUCGAGUCAAACAGGGUGAACUUUUCUAGUCUGGAAAUAGAUGCGGAAGAUGGCGGCCCGAAUGGGAUCAUGCUUCUCGGUGUCAUUCCCGACAGUCCGUUGGAUCGUUUGCGAAGCGCCGGUAAAAAAACUCCCGCUUGGGACUCGCGCAGCUCUUUGCAUCGUUACUCCUCCUCGUCCGAACGACAGUCUGGUUAUUUACCGCCCAAAACGGGCGAUUGGAUUGCCGCUGUGGCUGGUUACACGUUUCGGAAUCGUCCAAAUUUCAAGGCACGUCGCUUACUGCGUCGACUGGUCGUCUCUGCUGGCAUGGUAGAGUGA